This is a messenger RNA of Lycium barbarum (goji berry), 1471 nucleotides long. Its product is annotated as xyloglucan endotransglucosylase protein 1-like. NCBI's taxonomy places the organism in Eukaryota, Viridiplantae, Streptophyta, Magnoliopsida, Solanales, Solanaceae. Gene Ontology annotation, cellular component: cell wall; apoplast. The record is from RefSeq and is a predicted model, not a curated record. Gene Ontology annotation, biological process: xyloglucan metabolic process; cell wall biogenesis. The coding region runs from base 517 to 1377 and encodes 286 amino acids. The transcript is spliced from 3 exons. Gene Ontology annotation, molecular function: xyloglucan:xyloglucosyl transferase activity; hydrolase activity, hydrolyzing O-glycosyl compounds.
CAAUAAUUAUAAGAUAUAGUUUACUACUAAGUUAUCCCCUAUUUAUUAGAUGCUUUUUGAGAAUUGGACAUUAUUAAAAAGCACUACUUUCUUAAUACAAAGAGUAUAAACAAUUGUCAACAUUAGUUUGAAUUGCUUAGGUAACAAUCAUUUUGAGCUAAAACGACAGUUAAAAUUAAACAUAAAAAGUAUUUUUCUUAAUGGGCGUGAAAAAACCUAAAACACAGUCAAAACGGGACGAAGGGGGUAUUUUCAUCCAAAACAAAAGGGAAAGCAGAACCCCACGAGCAAAUAAUUAUUCUAGUGCCAAUAAUUACGUAUAAACUAAAGUUUCCAGCUCACACCUUACUCCAGUAGCCCAUAUUCCUCCCAUAAAAAAAAAAAAAAAAAAAAAAAAACAGAUCCUUCCUAUAUGUUAAGCUUCAAAAUACACCUAUAAAAGGACUCCUAUAACCAAACCAAUAACAUCAUCAUUCACACUCUUUCGUCUUCCCUUGAAAUAUUUCAUCUUUGAAAAUGGCUUCUAAUAUUUCGUCAGCAUUGCUUCUUCUUUCAAUACUAAUGAGUAUCCAAUUACUAGUCUCAGCUGGUAAUUUUUAUAGAGAUGCAGAGAUUACUUGGGGCGAAGGACGCGGUAAAAUACAAGAAGGUGGUCGAGGCCUCGCCCUUACUCUUGAUAAACUUUCUGGCUCCGGUUUCCAAUCCAAGAAUGAAUAUCUUUUUGGAAGAUUUGAUAUGCAACUUAAGCUUGUCCCUGGAAAUUCUGCUGGCACUGUUACAACUUUCUUUUUAUCUUCACAAGGAGAAGGACAUGAUGAGAUUGAUUUUGAGUUCUUAGGAAAUGUGUCUGGCCAGCCUUACACAGUGCAUACCAAUGUAUAUACACAAGGAAAAGGAAACAAAGAACAACAAUUCCACCUUUGGUUCGAUCCAACUUCCGCAUUUCACACUUACUCCAUUGUCUGGAACCCUCACCGCAUAGUGUUCCUAGUAGAUAACAGUCCCAUGAGAGUAUACAACAACCAUGAAAGCAUUGGAAUUCCAUUCCCAAAGAGCCAAGCAAUGAAAGUAUACUGCAGUUUGUGGAAUGCAGAUGAGUGGGCAACACAAGGAGGCAGAGUGAAGACUGAUUGGACACUUUCUCCUUUCACUGCUUAUUAUAGAAACAUCAAUAUUGAUGGCUGUGCCAUGUCAUCAGGCACCUCUUCAUGUAAGUCCACAAAUAAUGUUAAGCCAUGGCAAACACAUGAACUUGAUGGUAAGGGAAGGAAUAGGCUCAGAUGGGUGCAAAGCAGACACAUGGUUUACAAUUACUGUGCUGAUUCUAAGAGGUUUCCUCAAGGUUUUCCUGCUGAAUGCAAGAGUUCAAGAUUUUAAGAAAUGAGAGUAUGAAAUUCUUUAUUCUUUGUACCAAUAAGAGUUUUGUUAGUUACUUAUUUUGUUGCUGUGUAAUUGGGUAUUAAUCAAGUCU